Molecule: messenger RNA, 5588 nt
Organism: Poecilia latipinna (sailfin molly)
Lineage: Eukaryota; Metazoa; Chordata; Actinopteri; Cyprinodontiformes; Poeciliidae
Gene: dennd1a
Product: DENN/MADD domain containing 1A
Exons: 21
Coding region: 1556-4387 (943 amino acids)
Biological process (GO): endocytic recycling; endocytosis
Cellular component (GO): clathrin-coated vesicle; cytosol
Molecular function (GO): phosphatidylinositol phosphate binding; guanyl-nucleotide exchange factor activity
Source: RefSeq, a predicted model, not a curated record
UGUAAGCGUGAUCUGUUUUUUUUUUUCAUGUUUCCACCAGGUCAACGAUAUGUUUCUUUUCUUGCAAUUAAAAACGAUGAAGAGGACUUAUCAAUGUGAACCAUGUCCAUUCUGUGUGAAUUUGUUGGCAAUUUCUCGCUUUUCAUAAAAAUUAUGCAGCAAUUCAACAAAUAUAACUGUUUCCCCAGCCCCUGUAAAGACAAUCACAGUCCUAACAUGUUUGGUUCAGUUUAGCUCUGUAGAGCUAACUCACAACAAAUAUCGCCUCCAGGAACUUUACAGAAAUAUAAAAAUCAAUUCUGUCCAGUCAUACAAAUUCCAAAAGUCCAUGCAUUCCAAUUGUUCCUAAUUAUCAAACAGUGUAGUCAAGUUCACCGUCGGACAGUGGGUCCGCGAGGAGAAAUUUCCUAUUAGACAUUAGAAUUUCUGAAACCAUACACACACACAAAAAAACCUUGUAAAACCUUACACGGGGUCAGAGCGACCCCACCAGAUUCCACAUGGAGUAAAAAAUGACAAUUGUCUUUUAGGAAUGCAGAAGGGUUAAAAAGUUGUCUUGACUUGAAGCAUUUACCUCUCCGGUAGCUUUGUAUGAAAGCCAAACACAGUUGCAUGAAUAGUAACUGUUUAUUGGUCUGUGUGGCUACUGUGGAAGAGGAAAAUGUCUUUUGUUUUCAUUGUCAGGUUUAUAUUAGAUUAUUGGAUGACCCUGCACUGUGCUCUCAAUGUAUGUUGAAGUAGAACUAAGAAUCAGAGAAGACAUGUUCACCUGUCACAGAUCUUCUCAUCAGUUUCUCACUUUCAUAAAGUCUAAACAGAUUUUAAGAAUAAAAUUAUCUCAAUAGUAGUAGAAAUUCUUUUUUGAAAUAUUUAUCUGACCAGUUUGUUGUCGAAAUGUGUUAAGAUACUGGAUGGGACAGGUUAACCUAAAACAAGAUAUUUUCAUCAUAAAUUGUUGAUAAUGUUGGCAUGACUGAGAGACAAAAAUAUUGCUAAGUGAUUGGAUUUGUUUUAAGAACCGUUGUUAGCCACUUGGUGCAAUCUUCCAAACAAAUUAGGCACCCAUCAUCUGGUUACUGAAUUUCAGAAGAGACACAGUAACUGCUGCCUAAUGAAGAACCAUUCCAAGAGUAAGCAACUGGAAACAGCAGAAACUAAUUUAAUAGUUAUGAAAAUGUCACUCUUCCUCUACUGUAUAAGGCAGAUUGUAACUGCUGUGUGUGACUGAUUUCCUGGAUUCUAAGGAGAACUUGUCAGCUAUAUUUCUAAGAAGUCCUUCCUGUUGCUCAUUUCCUGUGUACUACCUCAUCAGUUCUUGUCCAUGCUGUUUUUAUAUGUUGAAUCUUGCAAACAGCUUCAAUUUUAUUUACCACAAUUUAGAUGUUUUUGAAUUUGGCACAAUGUUGUGGAACUUGACAUCAAGUGGUAGAACUUUAAUUUGUUGGCUUUUUUCUGUCCACUUUAUACAGGACCGGAGGUGCAAAGGCAGUUUCCUGCUGACUACCCUGAUCAGGAAACUCUUCUUACUGUGCCAAAGUUCUGCUUCCCCUUCAGCAUGGACAGCCUAACAAUCAACCAGGUUGGCCAGAACUUCACAUUUGUGUUGACUGACAUUGAAAGUAAACAGAGAUUUGGUUUCUGCCGCCUCUCUUCGGGAGCUCAUACCUGCUAUUGCAUUCUCAGCUACCUGCCGUGGUUUGAAGUUUUCUACAAGCUGCUGAAUAUCCUUGCUGACUGCACUGUCAAAGGCCAGGAAAGCCAGUGGCAAGAGCUCCUGGUGUCACUACAUACACUCCCCAUACCUGAGCCUGGAGUUCCCAUUCACCUUGGUGUGCAUUCCUUUUUCACUGUGCCUGACAUAAAGGAACUCCCAAGCAUACCCGAGAAUAGAAACCUAACAGAGUACUUUGUAGCAGUAGAUGUCAAUAACAUGCUUCAUUUGUAUGCUAGUAUGCUUUAUGAACGUCGAAUCCUCAUCUGCUGUAGCAAACUGAGCACUUUGACAGCUUGUGUACAUGGGUCUGCGGCCAUGUUGUAUCCUAUGUACUGGCAACAUGUUUACAUUCCUGUGCUUCCUCAACAUCUGUUAGACUACUGCUGUGCUCCAAUGCCUUUCCUCAUCGGAGUACAUUCCAGCCUGAUGGAGAAAGUUCAAGGGAUGGCUCUGGAUGAUGUGGUUCUCUUGAAUGUAGACACCAACACCCUAGAAACCCCCUAUCAUGACCUUCAAAGCCUUCCCAAUGAUGUGGUUUCAUCCUUAAAAAGCCGUUUGAAGAAAGUUUCAACUACAACUGGAGAUGGUGUGGCUCGGGCCUUUCUCAAGAGUCAGGCAUCUCUGUUUGGAAGCUACAGGAAUGCUCUGCAGUUCGAAGCGGGGGAACCAAUAACAUUCAACGAGGAGACUUUUAUCAACCAUCGCUCCAGUGCCAUGAGACAGUUCCUUCAGAAUGCCAUUCAACUUCAGCUCUUUAAACAGUUCAUUGAUGGUCGCUUGGACCUGUUAAAUGCAGGAGAGGGUUUCAAUGACAUUUUUGAAGAAGAGAUCAACAUGGGGGAGUAUGCCGGCAGUGACAGGACCUACCACCAGUGGCUGCUUACUGUAAAGAAAGGGGGUGGAGCUAUCUUCCAAACAGUGAAGACCAAGGCAAAUCCAGCCAUGAAGACUGUGUACAAGUUUGCAAAGGACCAUGCUAAAAUGCGCAUCAAAGAAGUCAAAAGCCGGUUGAAACAGAAGGUAUGUAACUCUGAGCAGGGGGAGAAUGGCUUCACUACCCCUAGGUCAGCAGUCGAUGAUGACAGCACAGCAGAAUUUGCUUUCUCCACUGCUGCCAUCAUGAGGGAGGAACCCGAGCGAACAUGGGACGGCCACAGGCCAGUCACUGUGCACUUUGGACAGGCCCGACCACCAACACUAUUAAAGAGACCAAGCAGUAACGCAAGUCUGGAAAGCAGCUGUGACCAUUCUGUCCGUCCUACUCGUCACUAUACAGUGUUUCUGUCAGAGGAUUCAUCUGGGGACGAGCUCCAUUAUGAUGAGUCCAUCUCUGGCUUUCCUGACAGUUUUCUUUUCUCCACUCCUUUUGACUGGUCACCUCUACCACAGCCAUACCGUUCCCUGAAGGAGGUGGAGUUGAUAGAUGACCGUGGUUUGGGGGCAGAAAGCCUCACUGCCCCUCCUAGUCCAGUUACUGAAAAGUUCUCCAAUGUCAACCUGCUGGGAGACAUUUUUGGAUGCCAGGAUGAACCUGAGUGUCAACCAAUCACCCUGGCUAAGAGUCUGGAGGACCUGAGAACACCGAAAGACUUUGGAGAAUUACAAGCAAAGUUCACCUUCCAGAGAUUGGACCUGAGCAUCAGUGAAAACUCCCGAACUCUUCCAGGACUCAAACUCUCCAAUCCUUACAACAAGCUGGGCAGUCUAGGCCAGGAGCCGUCUAUCCUGCCUGUCUGUGUGCCUCCUGCCUGUGAUAAGCCUCCGUCUGUCCAACUUCCAGUGCAAAUGGAAUCCUGCUCCCCUCUCUGUGAAAGCUCUGGCAUAGCAGUAGACUCUCUAGAUCCCUCUACCUUUGGUAACAUAACCAUUCCUCGACCCCACGGAAGGAAGACACCCGAGCUGGGAACUGUUCUGGUGCCCCCUACUGUGCAGAUGCGUUCCAAGACUUCAGGGAAUGGUGAAGGAAGAACUACUCCAGGAAGAGAAGAAUUCCGGCAGGCUUUGAGCAUGACCUCAGAUGAACCCCAGCAGAGGCCCCCAAAACCUGAUGAGGACGGUGUUGAUCUGAUCAGGCUUUUGGACCCCUUGAGCAGCUCAGCACAGACUAACCUUUCUGCUCUCCCAGAUGCCUUGGAUAUCAGGGCAUCAUCUGCAUGCAAGCCAGCUCUAGCACCCAGGCCCUACCCACAGAGUCUGCCCCAUUUUCCUCCUCACCCUCACAUAUCUCUAAACCCAUUUGCCCAGUCUUUGCAGCAAUACUCACCAGCUGUUAGUGGAAAUCCCUUUACAGCCGUCUAUGGUCCUCCAUUAGGUCCAUACAUCCACGCUUCAUCCCAGCCUCAGCCCUUCUCUACAUUACCAGGACUCCACAGACAGCCAUCCCCCUGCAUUUCCACCCUACCCCCCAGCCAUGGGCUGGCCCCGUCAGCAGCCUCCCCCUCAGUCAGUACUCUGCCUCGCUCCUCUGGCAGCAGCCAUGCCCUCUCCAGCCUGGUGGAUUCCGCCUGUGUCUUUAGCACAUCUAUGAACACGCUGCCAAAGCCUCUGCAGGCACAAGAAGAACAUCAGAACCCUCCGGAUCCUUUUGGGGACCUGCUUCAUAUGGCCACACCUCUUAUACCACAGAAGAAGAAGGUAGAGGACCUCAGGAGGAAGUGGGAAACAUUUGACUAAUUGUGUGCAUCAUAUGUGAACACACAAUUUAAUUUGUCUUUGUCUAGAUCUUUUUGCUGUUCUAAUGUUGCAGUGGAGUGUCGGGGCAAAAAAACCCCGACACGCAGACACAGCAGGGACUGUUAGCUAUGAGCUUUAAUUCGAAGGAAUGAACUCAUUGUGUUAACAACACUUACUAAACACACUUAGGUUCAGAGCUGAGCAGUUUGGUCAUGCACUGAAUUCAGAUUCAUUAAAUUCUUAGUAAAGCUGCCAUAACAUGGCUGGCUCAUUAGCUCAUUAAAUCUUCUGGAUUCAGAAACUGAAAUGUCUUUUGAUUUGAUUAUUUAUUACAAGGUUGGAAUGCUCUAUAAUGAGCUUUUCUUUGACUAUAGAAUAUCGUACUACUGCUGUUGUGCUUAGUUCAUCUGAUGACUUAGUGGUAUGGCUCCUACGCUACAACUGACAAUCUAGAUAAAGUGGGUAGGCCACCCAGACUCCUUCUGUCCUGCUGCUCAAAGUGUAUCUGGUUCCAGCUCAGCGUCGGGGCCUGUGGCGUAAAAUCCCAUCUAAAGACAGCUUUGCUUCAAAAACAGUUUGUAGCAUAUUGCUAAUUGCCAACACACUUUUUCCCCCCUCUAGUGUCACCAGACUUUAGUACUAUCACAUCAACACCCUCUAUAGAUCUCCAAAGCACACAGUAUUGUCUAGCUAACCAUCCAGAUGUCACGAUAGUUGAGUAGCUAUAAAUGGUUGUUCCCCUCUAUCCAGCCAUUGUUUUGCUGAUAUUUUUGUUGGUUCUUAUAUUGUGCUGUUUUCUCUUGGCCUUCAUGAUGAAUUUUCCUUUUAUGCUUCUGUACUUGACCUGUGAAAUUGUUUCCUCUGUUCUUAAAAACUAAAUAUUUUAAGCAAACACACUCAGCUACACUAGACUAAUAUCCCCAAGAUCAUUUUAAAAUUUCUGUAUAAAUAAAUUCAAAUGAGGUUUUUGAAACACUACAUUUGCAUAGUGUGUUUCCUUCCUACAUGUUUUCAUUUUAAGUUUUACUGAUUUUUUUUUCAUUGUUCAGUUAAAUUCUUAUUUUUCACAAAUAUAACUAAAGAAAGAACUAGAGUUCCACCAUAAAUGGUCCUCCAGCCAAAAGGAAGAAUCACUACUGAUAUCGACUAUACAAGUUUUUGACAAAGUACCAAGGGUAGGUCUUUUCUAGUAGAAAUUUAG